Molecule: messenger RNA, 6157 nt
Organism: Pseudopipra pipra
Lineage: Eukaryota; Metazoa; Chordata; Aves; Passeriformes; Pipridae
Gene: SMAD4
Product: SMAD family member 4
Exons: 12
Coding region: 355-2010 (551 amino acids)
Biological process (GO): cell differentiation; SMAD protein signal transduction; anatomical structure morphogenesis
Cellular component (GO): heteromeric SMAD protein complex
Molecular function (GO): RNA polymerase II cis-regulatory region sequence-specific DNA binding; I-SMAD binding; DNA-binding transcription factor activity, RNA polymerase II-specific
Source: RefSeq, a predicted model, not a curated record
ACCGCGGGCACCGCGGGGACUGCGGGCACCGCGGGGACUGCGGGGAGUGCGGGCACCGCGGCACAGCCAGCGCCGGGGGCCGGCCGGCGGCCCGCGCCCCGCUGCCCCUGCGAGCGCCGCCCCGCCCCGGCCGCGGCCCGCGGAGGGGAGGAGGGGGCGGAGGCCGCGGGCCUUCCCCCGCCCGCCCCUCACGGCGGGCCCGGGCCGCGCCCGCGCAGCGGCCCAGGUUUUACCCAAGGGACAGUACAUCUAACCCUUAACUCGGAUCAUCUCUUGUUCAUCAGCUUGAAAGUCGUAACAGCCCCCAAAACUGACAUUUGAUCUGAAAGAAAAAAAAAAAAAAAGCUGUGACAAAUGGACAAUAUGUCUAUUACUAACACGCCAACAAGUAAUGAUGCUUGUCUGAGCAUUGUUCACAGCUUGAUGUGCCAUCGACAAGGUGGAGAGAGCGAAACUUUUGCCAAGCGCGCAAUUGAAAGUUUAGUUAAAAAGCUAAAGGAGAAAAAGGAUGAAUUGGAUUCUCUGAUUACGGCCAUAACCACAAACGGAGCUCAUCCUAGCAAGUGUGUUACAAUACAGAGAACGCUGGAUGGGAGGCUUCAGGUGGCUGGUCGCAAGGGAUUCCCUCAUGUGAUUUACGCCCGUCUCUGGAGGUGGCCCGAUCUUCACAAAAAUGAACUCAAGCAUGUUAAAUAUUGUCAGUAUGCUUUUGACUUAAAAUGUGACAGUGUCUGUGUAAACCCUUACCAUUAUGAGCGUGUAGUGUCGCCUGGCAUCGAUCUAUCAGGGCUGACACUACAGAGUUCUGCUCCAUCCAGCAUGCUGGUGAAGGACGAGUACGUCCACGACUACGAGGGGCAGCCGUCGCUGAGCUCCGCCGAGGGACACUCCGUGCAGACCAUCCAGCACCCACCAAGUAACAGGGCCUCGACAGAGCCUUAUAGCACCCCAGCCAUGUUAGCUCCCACUGAGGCUAGCACUACCAGCACCACUAAUUUUCCCAACAUUCCCGUGGCUUCAACAAGUCAACCUACCAGUAUAUUGACAGGUAGCCAUAGUGAUGGACUCUUACAGAUUGCUUCAGGGCCUCAGCCAGGAACUCAGCAGAAUGGGUUUACAGCUCAGCCAGCCACUUACCACCACAACAGCACCACGACCUGGACUGGGAGUCGGACGGCAGCCUACACACCCACCAUCCCUCACCACCAGAACGGCCACCUGCAGCACCACCCGCCCAUGCACCCCAGCCACUACUGGCCAGUUCACAACGAACUCGCAUUCCAGCCUCCUAUAUCAAAUCAUCCUGCCCCAGAGUACUGGUGCUCGAUCGCGUACUUCGAGAUGGACGUGCAAGUCGGGGAGACCUUCAAGGUGCCCUCCAGCUGCCCCAUCGUCACCGUGGACGGAUACGUGGAUCCCUCUGGGGGAGACCGCUUCUGCCUGGGCCAGCUUUCCAACGUGCACAGAACAGAGGCCAUAGAGAGAGCGAGGUUGCACAUAGGCAAAGGGGUGCAGCUGGAGUGCAAGGGGGAAGGCGACGUGUGGGUGCGGUGCCUGAGCGACCACGCGGUGUUCGUGCAGAGCUACUACCUGGACAGGGAGGCAGGACGCGCCCCGGGGGACGCCGUGCACAAGAUCUACCCAAGUGCAUACAUAAAGGUGUUUGAUUUGCGCCAGUGCCACCGCCAGAUGCAGCAGCAGGCUGCCACUGCCCAGGCUGCCGCUGCCGCCCAGGCUGCAGCCGUGGCAGGGAACAUCCCCGGGCCGGGAUCCGUGGGGGGAAUCGCCCCAGCCAUCAGUCUGUCAGCCGCCGCCGGCAUCGGCGUGGACGACCUGCGCCGCCUGUGCAUCCUCAGGAUGAGCUUCGUGAAGGGCUGGGGGCCCGACUACCCGCGGCAGAGCAUCAAGGAGACGCCCUGCUGGAUCGAGAUCCACCUGCACCGCGCCCUCCAGCUGCUGGACGAGGUGCUGCACACCAUGCCCAUCGCCGACCCCCAGCCCCUGGACUGAGAGCCCGCCCCGCCGGCGCCGGGAGAUGGUGGAUCUGUAAAAUACCGGUUCUGUUCAUGAUAACCCGGAGAUAACGUUUUACUUCUGUUUCUGCUUAACCCUUCCGGAAAAAAAAACAACCAGGUUUUAAAAAUGUGUUUGCCGCCUUGCUCUCAGCAGGAAAGGAAAACCGAACGUGCAGAAUUUUGGGGGUUCAGUUGUUUUCCAGAACUUAAAUUUUGUCGUGGUAACAGGGCUUUGAAAAGCGAAAGGUGGGAGCGCCCUUUGGGGGCUUCACAGUGUUGGGUUUGUCCCUCUGUUCCCUUCGAACCUUUUUCCUUCUCUAUCGUGGCAUCUUGGUGAUAAACUUCACAGGAGCCUUUUGUACGCAGAAUAUAUAUUAUAUAUAUAUAUUUAUAUCUGAAAUUUUCCUUCUAAUAGUUACAAACAUUUACCUUGUAGGGCCUUUAAGAUUCCAGCUGAUUUGUGACGUUCUGUUUAGGGAAUAGUAGUUAGCCAGGAAGACUUCUUUACUUUUGUCAGUGACCUUGUUAUGGUUUUUCCAGGUUAAAGCCUAGAAGCUGCCAAAAAAAAAAAAAAGUGAGGGGAUGACACAUAUAAUGACAUUGUCGGUUAAAAACUUCAUCAUUAGGUUUUUUUUAGGGGAAAAAAAAAGAAAUACCUUAGAUUUCUUUUUUUUUUUUUAAUUUAUGCAGCCAUGUGAGUUUUUUAAAAAAAAAAAAAAACACUAAAGGAGGUGUGGAUGCUUUCAAGUGCUGGCACUCGGUUGGGGUGCAGCAGGGGGGUUACCUGGGUCUGCAGAGCUGCCCUGAAGCUGCAGGAGUGUUUUUUCAUGAUUACUGCUGGCCUCUCUGACGUUUUGCUCGAGCUGAGCUGGUCGGGUGUCUCAAGAAUUGAUCAGAGUGACUCUCUUUUUACGCCGUGUGCGACGCCCAGGACCCAGGUUUUUUGGGUUUUUGGUUUUUAUUUUUGUACCUGUUCGCCGUUUCCACUCAGGGCGAGAUGGCAAACCUGUUUUUAUGCCCCCUUGGUUUAUAUUUUGAAAAAAAGCCCUUAAAUGCCAUCGGUGACCGUGUCAACUGGCAAUGACCUCGCGUAGAGAAUUUAUAGUAGGGGGAAAACAGAAAAACAAAAAAAAAACAAACAAAAAAACGUGCAAAGAAGUGUCGGCUGUACGACAGAUACAAUAUGUAUGCUUUCUCUCUAGCUGAUAGUAUAAAUAAAAGGAUGGAAAACCCCUGAUUUUUUUUUUUUUCAUAUAAAUUUAGUCUGCUUUCUGUCACGCAGUCCCGCACCUUCGGAGCCGUGGAUCCCUCCCCUCUGCAGCCCCAGCAGCAGCCAACAGUGGCAGGAGCUCGUGUGGGUUCAGACUUGCCAGGGAGCAGGUCCAGCUUUUCUCUGCUCUCCCCGCUCCUCAAUAAAAGCAGCGUCCCGAGGACACCUCUCCUUGGCUGUUUGGUGGGGCACGAGGAGGCAGCAGGAAUUCCCUUCCCUCACAGCCUCCGUGCAGGGAGCUGGAGCUCAGUUCAGCAGGCACAGAGGGGCAGGGGCUCCAUCCGGGGUCCUUGGGGCGCGGUAACGGAGGGACAGGCCCUGGGAGAGGUUGUGCAGGAGCUUUUGGCCGAGUUCUGGCGCAGUUGCAGGGAUCUGUGGAGGGCUGUGGCGCACAGCGUUCGGGUGCUGCUUUUCCCACGUGCUGGAGUUCCUGGGAGGGGAGCCAGGAGUCGCUGUUCUCUCUUCAGAUGGAUGGCUUUGGGAUGAUGGCCACAAACGGGUCGGUUUCUCCGUGUUUUCGUGGGCUGUUGCCUUCCUCGGGCUGGCUUCUGGUGAGACCACUUUGUCACUCCUCUUGCGUGGCAGCUUCUCGAUCCCUGGAGGGAGCAGUGUUUGCUUUUCCCGAGGCCUUCAGUUCAGAACCUUUUCCAGUCUCCUCUCCUGCCCAGCAGUCUCAUUUCACCAAACCCCAGCUCGCCCCACGUCCUCGAGGGACACCUUUGACCACGUCCUGGGAGAAGCUCCUUAAGCAGCAGCUCACAACACAGGCCUUGAUCUGAGGGAAGUGCCUGGCUGCGCAUUCCUGUCGCCAGAUUCCCCCUGGGAAUCUGUGCCUGGAGGUUCCCCGGGCAUUUGGGAAGUGCCUGACCUUCUGGCUGAUGAGCUGCUUGUUGCAGGCUCCAGGGGAGCCCCUGGGUCUGUUCCCUGUGUGGCUCUGCAGGGUGUUCAUCCUGCUGGGUGGUCACACCCUGAAGAAAAUCCGGCUGUUUGGGCCGGUCUGUUGGCAGCUGUUCCGCAGGUCUCCACCUACAAGGGUGGCCACAGAUGGCCCAGAAUGUUCAGAGUGGAACAACACCUGAACCCAGAAACCACAGGCUGUCCCUCAGGAGAAAUCUGAGUGCUGUGUGAGGCAGUGAAGCACUGGAGAGGCAUUGUUCCCAGUCACAGCCCUUCUAAAGGCACGGUGAGAUAAAUCCCAUCCUCAGUUUUUAAUGCGCCUUCAGCUUAACUUUUGUGCUCCUAUGACAAGGCAUGAAAGGCAGCACACAAUGGGUUGGGAGCCCUUCAGCAGCAGCAGCACGCUGAGCCUUUGACAGCCUGUCAUUUAUGCCUGAGGGUGGAAGAAGAGCUGCAGCUCCUUGACAGCCGUGAUUAUCCCGGUGUGCACCGCAGGCAGGGACCUCGGGGGUGCCAGGGCUGAGCCUCCCCAGCUCUGAAUCUCUCAAAUCCAGCGAGCCCAGACAGUGCUCUUCCAUCUUCCGACCUCCUGUGCCCGCGUCUGCCCCGCUUAGUUCCUUGGAGGAAACAAUUAACCCCCGUGUUUCCCACCCUCAGGAGAACACUGUGUAACUUCUAGUAACAACCAACAUGAAGGUUUAGGUGGCUUUGUCCCAGUUACUGUUGGUUUGGAGGGUGAGGGCAUUCCGAGGUGACAUGUUAAGAGGUGCAGGAGAGGAAACCUUCCCGCUGGAGUGGUUUGAAAGCCCUGAAUUCUGACAGGGUGUGAUUUCGGAGGGGGGGCACCUGCUGGUCGCAGGAGUGUUCCUUCGGGCUGGGGGCAGGUUUCUUUUGUUCUUGGGGCCGAGCUGUGCAGGGCGUGUGGGUCAUUCAUGAGUGCUUCAGCUGGUUACUUCUGUCCCCAUGGGUCACUCAUCAGCGCUUCAGCUGGUUACUUCUACCCCCGUGGGUCAUUGGUCAUCACUUCAGCUGGUUACUUCUAUCCCUGUGGGUCAUUGGUCAUCACUUCAGCUGGUUACUUCUAUCCCUGUGGGUCAUUGGUCAUCACUUCAGCUGGUUACUUCUAUCCCUGUGGGUCAUUGGUCAUCACUUCAGCUGGUUACUUCUACCCCCGUGGGUCAUUGGUCAUCACUUCAGCUGGUUACUUCUACCCCCGUGGGUCAUUGGUCAUCACUUCAGCUGGUUACUUCUACCCCCGUGGGUCAUUCAUCAGCACUUCAGCUGGUUACUUCUACCCCCGAUGCAGCUCGUUGGCACUCGGGUCCCAGGCAGGGAAAUCAAACCAAUGGAAAGCACUUCUCCAGCGUCACAUGGGAGCUGAGCAUCCCCUCCCGUUGUGCUCCCUGGACGGUGUCCCUGUGAGUGUUCUGUGAGUGCUCCCGGCCGUGACUGUGCUGACUCAGAGCUGCCUCCCGAGGCUCCCCGAGGGCUGACUCUGCCUCUCAGCACCCUGUGGGAGCAGAGCCGCCCUGGUAACCCCUCCCAGAGCUCCUGGCGCUGUUGGCUGCUGCUGUGCCUGUGAGCGACUCGCCCCUGGCGGGUUUGCAGGGCUGGCAGGAGCUCGGGAGCCCGGCCAGCUCCUCCCUGCUCCAGCACCACCUUCUUCGUCCUCCUGGUGCGGUUUGGGGUCGUGGCUCAGCUGGGUCGGGAGCUGCAGAGUGUACCCGUGGCCCAAAACUCGCCGUGAGAGGGUUUGUGUUUGGGUUGGUUUUAUUUUUUUGAGCAUGAGAGCCUGGUUAAGAGUCCCUUCCUCCAUUGCCUUUUGAUAAGCGGUCAACAGAAUUCCCAGUAGUUCCUUUGUAGCUUCACUGUAUGUUUUUCAUUAGGCCUAGUUUGUGGAUAAUAUACUGUAGUUAAACUUUCCUGAAAUUCUGUAACAGAGUAUGUUUUUUGAUUAAAAAAGGUAAAGGUUCAA